AUGAUUGAAGCUUUAAACAAAGUAAAGCAGGGAGAUUCAGUAAAUGCCACGGCAAAGAGGUUUAACAUACCGGAAGCGACUUUAAGACGUUAUGCCAAAAACUAUCCCAAUAACAAUUUCCCUACAAGUACUGGACGAUUUAAAACCACAUUUUCUGAAGAUCAAUUCCUGAAUCUUAAAAAAUACGUUGAGGAUGUCGAUAGAAGAGCUUUUGGAGUUACUAGGGAACAGUUUGCCCGAAUUGCUUUCGAUUAUGCGGAAUCACUUAACAUUCCACAUAGAUUCAAUAAAGAUAAGAAAAGAGCAGGAAAAGAUUUUGUUCAAGCCUUCAUGACAAAAUUUAAUUUUUCACUACGUAAACCUGAAGCAACAUCUGCUGCCAGGUUGGCUGCCUUUAACAAAAAUAACGUCGAAUCAUUCUUCGAUCUCUAUAAAGAAAUCCUUGCAAACAAGAAAUUUGAACCUCAACAGAUCUACAACAUAGAUGAAACUAGUUGCUCAACAGUACCCACCAAGACACCAAAUGUACUGAGCCCAACUGGUAACCGCCGAGUUGUAAAAGUCCCUUCGGGCGAACGGGGCGUGAACGUCAGUGUUGCGUGCUGCUUCAAUGCAACCGGCCACUACGUGCCCCCUUUCUUUAUUUAUCCACGUGUACGUAUGCAGUCGCACUUUUUGGCUAACGCCCCAACUGGAUCAGGAGCCGCUUGCAAUGAGUCAGGCUGGAUGAAAUCUGAAACUUUUGUCCAAUGGUUAGAACAUUUUGUAAAACAUGUUAGGCCGAGCAAUUCUAACCAAAUCCUCCUACUCAUGGACAAUCAUUCGUCGCACGUAACAUUGCAGGCUGUAAACAUGUGCCGCGAAAAUUACAUUUCCGCCACAUACAAGCCAUCGUAUGCAGCCACUUGA
Messenger RNA from Photinus pyralis (common eastern firefly), 909 nucleotides. RefSeq names its product jerky protein homolog-like. Gene Ontology annotation, cellular component: nucleus. Lineage: Eukaryota; Metazoa; Arthropoda; Insecta; Coleoptera; Lampyridae. Bases 1 to 909 code for a protein of 302 amino acids. Gene Ontology annotation, molecular function: DNA binding. The transcript has 2 exons. The record is from RefSeq and is a predicted model, not a curated record.